AAUAAAUUGUUUUUCAAAGUAGUAAAUGAAUCUUUGUUUCAUAAUUUAAUGCAUUACAAAAAUACCAUUCAUUUUAAAAUCUAUUAAUGUUAACAUUACUAAAAUAACCGUGAAUGCCUAUUCGUAAGAUGUAAUUGACGAUGGAGAACAAUCUGACGAUGUAAUCGUUCUUUUCCUUAAAACAUUGAACCGGAAUCAUUACAACAGAAGGGUGGAUAAGAGUACCGCCACAUAUGCAACUACCCUUUCUUGUAACAAUUAAAACAAGAUAUUCCCACAUGUUGUCUUGUUGCACAACUUCAGAUUUUAUAUCUUUAACAAAUGUCAAAAGUAUGAAGAAUGUUGUACUCCUCAAAUCGAUUACAAAGUUCAGAAUGUCACUGGGUUUAUCUUUGGGAAAACCAAACUACAACAGAAUUUUAUUUCAUAAAUUUUAUUCUAAAAAUUUACUUUUGAACAAUUUUUUUUAUUUUCAAUAACAGUGUAUGCAUAUCUGAAUGAAAUGCAAUAAAUUCAAGUAAUGAUACCUACCAAAUAACGAUUUUGCAGAUAUAAUUCACAUUCAGAUUAUGACUGUCCAAAUAUGAAAAUAAGAUUAUUACAAGCAAAAAUGAAAAAUCCAUCAUAUAAUUAGAUUAAGUAUUUUACAAUCGUACAAACGUUGAUAUGCUGUUCAAAACAACUGUAACUAAAUCAUGUCAAACAAUAACAAAUAUAUCAGCAGUUCAAUAAUUACCAGUACAUAUCAAUGUUUCCUACUCAUUUAAAACAUCAACUGAUAGUUUAAUAUAAAGAAUUAUAAUCCAAUAAAAAGAUGCGAUCUUUUAACAUUUUGUGUUGUAUCUCUUUUGCGUUUUUAACAUCUCAUGUGGAUGGGCAAGCUGACGAUUGCGAAUGCGUUCCUUUUUAUUUAUGCAAAAAUGGCACAAUUAACACUGAUGGAGAGAAUAUUAUUGACAUCAGAAUCAAUACAAAUGACUGUCCCAAUUAUUUAGAAUUUUGCUGCUCCACAAAAGAAAUUACUGAAAAACCUAAACCUAAAUCUCCUCUGAUAACAAAAUCAGGUUGUGGUUAUCGCAACCGUAACGGCGUUCAAUAUCAAAUAACGGGAGACACAAAUAAUGAAGCCCAAUUUGGAGAAUUUCCUUGGACACUUGCAAUUUUGGGUAAAGAUGAUGACACCUUUUCCCUCAAUUGUGGAGGAUCGUUGAUUCACCCACAAGUUGUUCUUACUGCGGCCCAUUGCGUCCAUUCAAUAGAAAAAAUUGUUGUGCGAGCGGGAGAAUGGGAUAGUAAAACAAUUCAAGAGCCUUUGAAACACCAAGAUGUAAAAGUUUCUUCAGCGGCAGUCCACCCUCAGUUCAAUAACAAAAAUCUCAAAAAUGACAUCGCAUUGUUGUUUCUGGAAUCGCCUGUGAGUUUAGAAGAAAACCAUAUCAGCCUUGCUUGUUUGCCAAAGCAAAAUAAAGCCCCUUCUUCGAGUCGAUGUUACGUGAACGGUUGGGGAAAAAACCACUUUGGAAAAGAUGGAGUUAUUCAAAACAUUCUUAAAAAAAUCGAACUUCCGAUUGUUGCACAUGAGCAGUGUGAAAAUGAUUUCAGAAAAACAAGAUUGGGGAAGCAUUUUAUACUUAAUGAGAGUUUCAUGUGUGCUGGUGGUGAGGAGGGCAAAGAUGCGUGUACUGGUGAUGGUGGUGGACCUUUAGUCUGUCCAAUAGAAGGAGAAAAAGAUAGAUAUGAGCAAGUUGGAAUUGUCUCAUGGGGUAUUGGGUGUGGCGAAGAAGGAGUACCAGGGGCUUACACCGAUGUUGCCCGAUUCAGAAAUUGGAUUAGAAAACAAAUGCUAAAAAAGAAUUUCACAAAUGCUAAUAAUAAAUAAAUUCUGAUUUGUU
Molecule: messenger RNA, 1892 nt
Organism: Tribolium madens (black flour beetle)
Lineage: Eukaryota; Metazoa; Arthropoda; Insecta; Coleoptera; Tenebrionidae
Product: phenoloxidase-activating factor 2-like
Exons: 4
Coding region: 815-1879 (354 amino acids)
Biological process (GO): proteolysis
Molecular function (GO): serine-type endopeptidase activity
Source: RefSeq, a predicted model, not a curated record